AGUAUGUGCAUCAUACGUUUUGUUACUGCUGUUCUUGUAGUUUCUCUAGUUUAAGUAAUUUUUCACUACUAUAAUAGACAUUAUUCUCCACUAGUCGGUUUACAUUUAUCAAAAUCUAGAAAACUCUUACAUAUGGAUGACGAUGAACUUACUCAAGAGAUUUUGGACCAAUUCGACCUCAUUUGUACGCAACAUCAAUAUGAUCAUGUGUCGGCAUACAGUGGCGAAAAUUUAAAUAAACACAAUAUACAUUCAAACAAGCUAUCUAAUUGCUUAUCUCGGUCAACUUCGUUAGAUACAAAGUUGGGAGGAUGCACGCAGACAUCUGACUUCCCACCUAAUGAUCAAACUUCAACUGUUGGACGAAGCGAACUUGAACGGUUAAAGAAAGAAGUAUCUGUUCUACGUGAAGAGCUUUAUAUGAAACUAGGUGAACUUGCUACCAUUAAAGAAUCUGCCAGUCGAACAAAAGCAACCGAUUCUGAUACUAUCAGUAAAUUAGAAUCACAUCUUAAAUCUGAACGAAAUGAUUUCCAACGUAAACUAAGUGAAUUAAAUGCUCAGAUAGCCUUUCGCGAAGCUGAUUAUCGAUUAGUAUGUAGUGAACUAGCUCGUAUGAAAGAAGAGGUUGCAUUUAAUAAACAAGUGGUGAACGAACGUUCUGUUGAAUAUUCUCCUGCUUCACAAAUUCUUAUCUCCCUAACUUCCCCAAAUCCUGAUCAUGUUUCUAACCAAAAAUUACGAACACCUGUCCCUCGUGUUCCAAGCACGGAUUUUCACCUUCCUGCACCAGUUACUCCUAUUCCUAGUAAACGGUAUAAAGUUCCAACCGGUGGUCGAAUGUGGGAUGUUAAUGUCACGAACAAUUUAGAUGAUAAACUAAAGUCAAAUAAAACACCACAAGCUAUUGAUAAAAAUGUAGUCUUGAUAGAUAGUGAUGAAAUUACACCGUCAAAUGCAUCGAGGAAACGACAACGAUGUGUUGUGUCACCUGAUACUUCUCCAGAAUACUGUGUGCGCCAAAUUCCUGUAUCUUUAGCUGAUGCAUCCGUUGAAACUACAGACCUACCACAUAUUACUUCUCAUAAUCAUCCUUUGUCUUAUCGAAUUCCAUCCUGUGCUUUUUCAACCACUGAGCCUUUCAGCGAAUUUACUAAAGGAAAUCCUGAAAUGUUAUCAGAAUUAUUAGAUUUGUCUAUUUCAAUUCCUCAGAAUGAAAAGAGCAGGAGUAACAUCGAUAUUAAUCCCCAAACAGCAUUGAUCACAUCAUCCUUUUCAAUUUCAGAAGAUUCCACCUGGUUGUUAUCAGAUUAUUAUCUCACAGGGUUAAGUAAAUUACUUCCACGACAGUCAGAUAUUCUUAGUGGAAUCCAGUCAUCAUCUGACAACUAUGCAUCACGACUAAAUUUAGUGGUUAAACGAUUUUCUGAAUCUAUACCCUACUUAUUACGAAGAAUAGAAGAGCAGUUAAAAGGAUGUAUUCGUGUACUUUUGGAUCCUUAUAAUCGAUAUGUAAGGAAAUCAAUCCAAUCAUGUCAUUAUUCAGACUUCCAAAAAGUCGAGACUGAAGACAUGGAGAUAGCAGAAAAAGAGCAUGAACAACCAUCAUCUAUGGAUGUUUCUGAUGAUGCUAGCUCACAUGAAAUAUCUUAUUUAGGUGAAGAUCCUUUUGCUGGUGCACCUGCAUCACAAAUUGUCACAUCUCUAACAUAUCCUUCCCAAAUGAAAUCCAUUUCAAAACAAGUGGGAGGAAAUUCUAUCUUAAUGAAAAGAAACAAAUCAUGUCCCUCAGAUAUUGGUUAUUGGUCCUCGACUAAUCCUAUUGUCGGUGAUAAUAAAAUAAUUGAUAAUAAUAGCGCUGAUAAAACCACUAGCUGCCCUUCAUUAUAUCAUGAAAUUAUGAUUAGUCGAAGUAUACAAGGAAUUAAUCAAUUAAAGUACUUGGCUACACUUAUUAAUUCUUAUUGUCCUAUUUCAUUUGAAAUGUUUAAUGGAAUCAACACUGAUUUUACUAUGAAUAAUGAUGAACUCCUAUGCAUUUCUAAAGAAUUUCAAAAUCUUAUUCGAACAAUUUCUGGUGUUUUAUCCCGUUUCAUUAAUAAACUUAUAGAUGUCUUUUUUCAAAUGGAAGAAGGAAAAAAUCCAAUUUCAUCAUUAUCAACAACAUUAAUACAAAAUGAAUUAAUUGGUGACAGUGCUACAAAUGUUGCAUGUUCAAUGGAUCAGUCAUCUUUUAAACAAUCUCAGUAUACUUCUUCUAAACAAAAAAAUUACAUUUCAUCAUUUUGCGUUAUUGUACCUUUAAUUAUUGAAUGUUUAAACUUAGCCUCUGUAUUUGCAGUUUUCAUUAAAACUGAUUCAAAUCCAUUGAAAAACAAGGUUUCCAAUACAGAUGUGAAUGUGACAAACUUUUCUGAACUGAACACAUGUUUUCCUCAACUUUUGAAUUGUAUUAUCCUAACAUCGGAAGCUUGUUUUGGUCCAGAUGAUGAAUCAACUGAUGUUACAGCGACCACAAAAAAUCACUAUGGAUCUUCUUUACAUACUGGUAUAACAAAUAUUAUCAAGAAUCGUCCUGUUGUAACCUUAAAACCAUUGAUCAGUUUUCUUCGCCUAUGGAGACAAAUGAUAGCUCAAAAGCAUUGGCCUGGUGGACAUUGUUGUGAUCAGUGGUGGGACUUAGACGAUCAAAAAUCCAAUUCAAUAAUCUUGAAAGAUGUCCAUCAACAAUAUAUUGAAAAAUUAUUCGGUACAUCUAUAAAAUGUGGUCUACUUGCAUUAUGUUCAUGGAUUUAUCAAAUUUUGAAUCAAUUUAAUGAUUCUACACUUUUGUCAAAUUCAUUAAUUUAUAACAAUAUUGAGUUUUAUGAUUCAGCAGAAAUGCAAAGAAUUAAUUUAUUGAAUGAAUUUUCUGGGAUGAUUGCUGUGCUUACUCAACGUGAAGAUAUAAUUUGGCCUGAUAAUUGUUAUUGUAAGCGUCAGGUUUAUUCAACAUUAGUUUAUUUAUCAACUUAUCCAUUACAAACCUUAUUAACUAUACCAACUAGUUUAUUAUCAACACCAUUAAUUCAUCAUCAAUCCAUAUAUACAUAUCAUAUAUUAUUAAUGAAACAAAAGUAUUGUUUACUUGCAUUUGGUCAAUUAACACGUGCUUUAAUUGGAUUAUUAUGGAAACAUGGUGAUCAAUGUUUUCAAUUAUAUACUGAUUGUUUACCAGAUUAUUUUUGUUUAAUUACUAAUUUAUCUCGUUGGUUUCAAUAUACCAAUCGUAUACAAUUAAUAGAACAUGAUCAUAAUCAACAUGAAUUCAAUAAAUUCAAUUAUUUUAAUUCAUCAUUUCAUCUUAAUAAUAAUAAUAAUAAUAAUAAUAAUAAUUUUACAUUAAGACCUGAAUUAAUUGAAGAAUUGUAUGAUUUUGAGUCUGGUUUAGAAACUCCAUCAAAUUCAAAUGUUUUUUAAUCAUAUUUUUCCCUUCUGAUGAUGUAUCAUUGUUCAAUGUUGUACAUUUUGUAAAUAAAUUUGUAUAGAUUAUUAUUUGUCUUUUUUUUUUAAUAUUUCUUUUGAACUUCUUUUUUUUUCUUCUUCUUUUCUCUUCAUAAGUUAUUGUUCUGUUUGACUCUUGAUAUAGUUCAUUGUUCAAUUCUUUGUGUUUAUUUUAUAUUGCAUUUUGGUUCUUCUUUAUUUUCAAAGAGAGAGACAGAGAGAGAGAGAGAGAGAGAGGGGGGGGAGAAAUAACAACAUACUAUUCUGUAAAUAUUAUUGAAUAAAAUUACUUGUGAUUUUGUAAUGUGUCGUUUUUAUUUUACCUUUUUGAUUAGUUUAUUAUUGUUAAUGCAAGAGUAGCGUUGUUUAUUAAUCAACCUCUAAAAAAAGGGUUAAAUAUUUAUCAAAAAGAUAUUUUACCAUGUUUAUAAUUAUUUAUUUUGUGGAUUGAUAUUGGUGGACACGGAGGGUUCACCUAGGGGAGUUGGAAAACCCU
Molecule: messenger RNA, 3979 nt
Organism: Schistosoma spindalis
Lineage: Eukaryota; Metazoa; Platyhelminthes; Trematoda; Strigeidida; Schistosomatidae
Source: the annotation of a GenBank genome assembly